Molecule: messenger RNA, 292 nt
Organism: Anoplophora glabripennis (Asian longhorned beetle)
Lineage: Eukaryota; Metazoa; Arthropoda; Insecta; Coleoptera; Cerambycidae
Product: max dimerization protein 1-like
Exons: 3
Coding region: 101-292 (63 amino acids)
Source: RefSeq, a predicted model, not a curated record
GGCUGGCAGUCUGUAUUCAGUGUGUUUCGGGUGAGUGCGUGGCGGUUCUUUGUUGCGAGUUUGCGGCUUUGUCUUAGCAACUACAAAAUUUAUUAUUAAUAUGAACUCCAUUGAAACUUUACUAGAAGCUGCGGAAUAUAUUGCAAGGCGUGAGAGAGAGGCAGAGGCUGAACAUGGUUAUGCCUCUACUUUACGAUUCCCCGAUGAUCUCAGAACUGUUUCAAAAAGGCCAAAGACGAAAAAAUCUCAGGGAAACAGGACGUCACAUAACGAACUGGAAAAAAAUAGGUGA